CAAUGUACAAUACAGGAGAACCCGAGAUGAACGAACCUGUUAUUAAAGACGCACUUAAGACGAUAUUUCCGGAGGCCUCUAAAGAAAAAAUCCAAAUUUAUGAGACCCAAAUCGUUCAGGAAGAUGAUCCAGUACUGAUAAUUACUCCGAAUGCAAACUGGAUAAACCAGCACGGAAUACAAGCUUAUAAUUCAGUGAUGGAUAGAUUUGCUACAGAGGGAUUAAGGAACAAUAUCUGUAGGGAUAAAAACUCAAGAUGUUUGUUCCAUUUUAGAGAAGGUCAUGAACUUAUGACCGUGCGUGAUGCAAUUUACCAAAGCUCCGCUCAUGCCUUUUACAUCCCAACCAACCUCCAAGCUUUUAUUCCCGGUUGCCAAAUGUUUCCUAUUGGAGAGGCGUGGAUUUUGACAAAGACGUCGUUGCAAAAUAGUGAUUUUUAUCAAGACGAGCGGUUUUUUAUUGAUUCGUAG
Funneliformis geosporum is the source of this 470-nucleotide messenger RNA. NCBI's taxonomy places the organism in Eukaryota, Fungi, Glomeromycota, Glomeromycetes, Glomerales, Glomeraceae. The record is from the annotation of a GenBank genome assembly.